AUGUCACGCCUCUAUAUUGUCACAGUGCUACUGCUACUUGUUCCCUCGGUCUUGUCAGCGAGCACAUUUUUCACCGUUACGUCACGCAAAGUAAAGCGCACCGGAAGCUAUUUAAGUGUACCACCUCCACUGCCACCACACCCCCAAUCUCAAUCACACGCUCAAUCUCAACCUCACCAUCCACCGCCACCUCAACCACAGCCACAACCAUCCCCGGCCACUGCUGCCUCACAUCGGGUGGAACACGAACCUUAUCCCUACGAAGACAUUAACGAGCACGAUUAUCACUCUCAGCCAGAAAUAGACCAUUACGAAACCGAUUUCAAGCCCACACAAACACUUUCACACUCCAAUGUACACAGUGCCCCCACCUCUUCGAAAUUUCUCAUUGACAAUGGUCUGCGUAGCAUAGCCAAGGGGUCCGCCGAUCAAGCAAACUCUGCAGUUGCCAGUCAAAAUGCUGCCGGCAAGCAAGCCGCCUACGUGGCGAAGAGUACGCUAGCACAGGCGGCCGCGCAAGCAGCCGGUACCGCAGUGGCUGUGCUCAAAGGUAAGGAGGUACUUUUGCGACGACUCGAAGAUCAAAAUGUAGACGAACACAAAAACUUGGAAGGCGAAUUGUCGCAACUGCAACAGGCGAAACGUUCGGCCAAGACGGCACAAUAUGCCGCACAACAAGCCAUUAAUCACGUAUCGGUGCUAACGGCGACGCUUAACAAUGCACAAUCUGCUGCGGAGCUGACACAGAGGGCAGCUUCUGAGGCAGCUGCAGAGUUGGCCUCACAAAUUGAUAUGGUGGCACAAGCUAAAUCGAAGUUGGAACAAAUAGAAUCGCAACUCUACACGGCGCGUCUGGAUUAUGAGGAGACUAAGGAAGCGGCAGAGAAGGCCACAUCGUCGGCGCAAGAGGCGCAAAUCAAUGCUAACGAUGCAGCAGUGCAUGCGAACGUGGAACUCAGCGAGUCGGUGAGUGUGGAUGCGCAUGAAAAAAGCGAUUACAAUGUGGGCACGGUGCUUGCUGUAGACUCCGUGCAACAUGACAACGUUGGAGGGACGCAUAAGAAGAAAUAA
Molecule: messenger RNA, 1071 nt
Organism: Bactrocera tryoni
Lineage: Eukaryota; Metazoa; Arthropoda; Insecta; Diptera; Tephritidae
Product: POU domain, class 6, transcription factor 2
Exons: 2
Coding region: 1-1071 (356 amino acids)
Source: RefSeq, a predicted model, not a curated record